Molecule: messenger RNA, 3299 nt
Organism: Physella acuta
Lineage: Eukaryota; Metazoa; Mollusca; Gastropoda; Physidae
Product: dynein axonemal intermediate chain 7 homolog
Cellular component (GO): axoneme
Molecular function (GO): beta-tubulin binding; microtubule binding
Source: RefSeq, a predicted model, not a curated record
CGGUUGCUAUACAACAACUGGUCGCUCUUAUUAUGAAAAAAAAUAGGAACAAAAGUGAUUUUAGAUAGUAAAAGUAGAUCUAGUUGGAAAACAAUCGUAAGAACUUGCAGCUUACUGUUUGACUAAGUAAUUUGUUGUUGAAAUCAAUUUUGACUUCAACAUGGCUGAUGCGGCUAAGAGAAAAAAAUCUUCUGGAUCACCAGAAAAAGGAAAAAAAGGGAAGCUUACUAAAGCUGAGAAAGAGAAAUUAAAAAAAGAAGAGCUUGAAAGAAAAGCCCAAGAGGAAGCUUUUAGAAAUUAUACACAAAAUGCUUCUGAAAGAGCAAGCACCAUUGAAAUACCUAUGUUUCAAUCUGAGAGCGCCCGUUUGCAAGCUGCAGAAGAAGCUAAAGUACGCAAGAAAGAAGAGGAGAUUAUGGCAGUUGAAAAAGUAAAAUUGGAAAAUGAGGAACGUAGGGUACGUAGAGCUGACAUGUCAGAGCUUCAAGAGCUUCUUAACUCUAAAUAUAGUAAGCUGCGGAAGCUGCAUGAUGAUCGUAGAGAAAAGACAAAGUGGGCACGUUAUAUGAGGUGUGAUGGAUCACCCGACCCAACCAUUCAAGGGGAGAUCAAUACCUACAUAAAUCUGAGAUUAGAAGACCAGAGUCGCAAUGAUUCUGACAGUGUUCUUAAAGAUUCUCUCAUGGACCUUGAUCUAAUGAGUGAGUUGCAAUAUAUUAUGGAUGACACACCACCUGAAAAUCUUUUAGAAAAAGACAAAUUUCUCUAUAAUGAGACAAUAAGUGAACUACAGAAAUUGAUUUCUGUCAAGCUAGACCUGGGCAGCCUUCAGAUAUUGUGUGAUGCAACUGUGUUGGCAGACCCAGAGACAGGCAACCUUCAGCACGUUGUUCAGAAUGAUCACAUUUUUUUGGGCAUUUGGGGAAAUAUUAUGAAGAAUCCCAGGAUCAAAUCAUUUGAGUUUCCAACUGUACAUUUCACAUUCGAUAUUCCGCGAGUUCUAGGACUAAUGGACUGUGCUGUGAGACUCAUGAUCACCAAAUAUGAUCAUUUUUCACCAACUAGUAAAUCAAUCAUACCAAGGGCUAAGAAAGCUGCCACAGAAGCUGCAACAGAUCUGCCUGUGACAGAAGAAACAAAAGUAGAGGAAGAAGCCGCACAAGAUACAUCAGACAAACUUGAAGUAAGAGUAGGAUCACCUGAGGACGUCUCUAGUAUAGAUAAUAUAGGCCUACAUCCUAUGAUAAGUGAUACUGAGGAACCUAGAGAGGAGACUGAAGUAGAAGUUCAAGAAAUUUUAGAAGAAGAUUAUGCUGAUCCUCCCACACCAGUUCCUUUAGAUUAUGAAGAUUUUGAUGAAGAAGAUGACAUUGUAGAUCUGAGAGCUUAUGAUGUUGUCGGAGGAGUGUAUCAGUUUAAUCUUCUAAACCUUCCUCCACAACCAAAGAAUGCUGGUUCUUGGACCAUAACACAGUUGGUUGAUCCGCCCCAAAUCCAGUAUCUAGAAUACAUAGCUGACACCUCAGAAGAAGCCAAGAAAGAUGCAAAAGACAAAGAUACUAAAAAAGAUGAAAAGCCUCUAAUAGGAAUCAACAUGAUCCUUCCAGAAAACUGCAUGUUUUUCGAAACCCCUGUAGUUGCUCGGUGGGACUAUGACAGGAAACUGUGGAGCACUGCAGGAUUUUCUGACUUAAAUUUUGUUGAGGUUACAAGAAACUUCAAUUUUAAGACAACACAUUUUGGAACCUUCUGUCUACUGCAAGAUACACACAUGAACAUGCCUUUUCAGUCUUGGAACCUCAGGCCCCAUGGUGUGAAUAGGGCAGUCCUUACUAUCACUGCUGCUAUUAUAGAAAUUGAGAUUGAAAUGAAGGAUUCAUUAUGCUGUCUAAGUCAGCCAAAAGAUAAACCAGAACUAGAGUCUAUUAGAGACAAAUGGGUUACACCACAGGAGCUAGUCAAGAUAAUGAAAGCGGCUGGUGUGAAUGUUUUUCCAAAUGAAGAUUCAUCAAAGUUUGUCAGUAUUCAAGGAAAGUUUGUUGAGAAGAUAUUUCAUAAACAUCCCCUUAUAGAGGAACGAAUGUAUCAACAAAUGGCACUGACUGCCUCUGCUUUGGCUUACAAUUGGUCAAAGUGGAAUGGGGAGAGAUCUAAAGAUGAGAUUGUUUUUCAAGUAGCUGAGGCACUAGAAGACGAACCUGUACUGGAGGAUUAUUGGUCAGUGUUUCUUGCCACAAAACGUAGGGUCACAAAACUUAAGUUGACAGAGUUUGAUGAAGCUUUUAAGAUGCCUACAGAGGAGGAAAGGCUUGAAAUAUCAGCAAACUAUGAUACUUCUCUUUCAAUUGAUAAUGGUAGUAUUGGUGCUAGGUUAUCCACCAGUCGAAGGUCCAAAAAUCCAAGCCCCAAUUCAUCUGUUUUGAAUAUACCUGGAUCUAAGUCUAAAGUAGCUAGAAACAUGUCCUAUUCACGCCGUCCCUCAAGGCUCGAAUCUGGUCAUUCUUCAACAGCAAAGCUUAGAAAGUUAAAGAAAACAAAAAAAGAUGCCCCAGUUGACAUGUUUUUAAAACAAUUUGAUAUAAAUAAUUCUACGUUCAAGUCCAACAUGUACCAUCUGAUGCCAGAGUUCACAAGCAAGGAGGCACUAGAGAGAGUACAGGAAACCAGUGACCAGUUUAUGGACUGUGUCAACCAGCUUCUCAAGGCUACCAGAGUUCUAGUUUUUUCUUAAGUUUGACAGGUUAUAUUGCCUGCUCUAUUACAGUUCAAGAAUUUGCAUUGUUUUUUUUUAAAAUUAAUUGUAAUUAAUCAAUCAGUUAUGAAAUUCGUAUUAUUAAUUAUGAAUUAUUUUAAACAUGGUUCAGUUAUUACAGUAUUUACACUCAUUACUGACAAUAGUAUGCAACUCUAACAAGCACUUUUGUCACCUUUGUAUACAUAUUCAAUAUUACAAUAUCUUUUUAAUGUCAAUUAUUUAUGAAGUUUUAAGUCAUUCAGGUUGGGGAAUUUGAAAUAAAGUGAUGUGAUUAAUAGUUAUUAGAAAAUAAACAUUUAUUGACAGAUAUCACUUAUUUUUGUAAAUAUGUAAUUUGUAAAUAACAAAUGUUUAAAUAUUUAAAACCAUGGCUUUGAUGUACUUGGGCCAAAAAUAUCAGGCUGUGAUCAAGCUUAAAAACAUACAACCUGUACUAAUGUCUUUAACAGAACAUUAGAGAUGUCAAAAUAUCCAACAUAUUAAUAUUACUAUUUUAUUUUUAGCUAUAGCAUUGUUGUAUUUGGCUUUUAACUUCUUGUGCAUU